UGUUUAUUCUGGUGGCAAUCAUAAUUGUUUGGACUGUGGCACUGAUUAGAUUAAGAUCCCCACACUCACUCACUCCCACGCACACGCGCUCACACACACAUACACACCUACACACACACACACACACACACAUACAGACACGCUGUCAGAAUGGCAAGUGGAAUAUUGGCUGGCAAAGUGGCAUUUGUAACAGGUGCCGGCUCUGGCAGACGUGCCACAUGCCGCAUACUGGCACGAGAUGGAGCCAAAGUCAUUGCCGCGGAUCGCAAUCUGCCGGCAGCACAGGAAACAGCCAAGCAACUUGGCGCUGAGCGAGCAGCCCUGGAAGUUGACGUCUCGUCGGUGCAGAGUGUACAGAGCGCUGUUACGGCAGCCCUGGCUCAGUUCCAGCAGGCGCCCAGCAUUGUUGUGAAUUCGGCGGGAAUUACCAGGGAUGGAUACCUGCUAAAGAUGCCCGAACGCGACUACGACGACGUCUACAGUGUGAACUUGAAGGGAACGUUCUUGGUGACGCAACAGUUUGCCAAGGCAAUGAUCGAGCAGAAGUUGAGCAACUGCAGCAUUGUCAAUCUGUCCAGCAUUGUGGCACGCAUGAACAACAUGGGACAGGCCAACUAUGCUGCCACCAAAGCUGGCGUCAUCUCCUUCACAGAGGUGGCCUCCAAGGAGUUUGGCAAAUUCGGUAUACGCGUCAACUGCAUCCUUCCCGGCUAUAUUGACACUCCCAUGGUGGCUGUGGUGCCCGACCAGAUCAAGCAGCAGGUGGUGCAACGCUGUCCCCUUGGUCGUCUUGGUCAGCCCGAUGAAAUUGCCGAGGUGAUUGCCUUCCUGGCCUCCCAGAAGUCCGCCUAUGUCAAUGGCGCUGCCAUCGAAGUCACUGGCGGACUCAAGUAAAUCAUCAAUCAUCCACAACAAUCACAAGCAAGAUGACCCCGUUAUUAUCGCAAAACAAUCUGCAUUUAUUUGUUGUAGUUAUAUGUAUAAUUCAAGAAUCUGUUUUUUUUUCUAUUGUUUUUUGUUAAAUUAAAAGAUUUGUUGAUAGUGAACUUUUCUCGAGCUUUCAAAUUCGCUUGCAAAGAACUAACAAAUUUAUGCUCUUUUUCCACUUCAUGCGAAACAUCCGCAGAAAUAAAAGCUUUAUACAUAAACUUUAUACAAUA
Molecule: messenger RNA, 1160 nt
Organism: Drosophila innubila
Lineage: Eukaryota; Metazoa; Arthropoda; Insecta; Diptera; Drosophilidae
Product: estradiol 17-beta-dehydrogenase 8-like
Molecular function (GO): oxidoreductase activity, acting on the CH-OH group of donors, NAD or NADP as acceptor
Source: RefSeq, a predicted model, not a curated record